GGUAUGACACAAGGCCGAAGCCGCAGCCGCAAAACAGAAAUUGGGGCUUUUUCUAUGAACCAAUAGAUUUCAUAUUAAACCAAAAUUUUGCGUUGUUUUUGCUUUGUCGCAGAAGAAAAACAAAAAGGGUUGAAUCGACGAUUUAAGAAAAUCCCAACUCCAAAGCAUCCUCCUUUUUCUUUCUCGUUUUGUUUAAUUUGGAGUUGAAGAACAUCAAAGGGCUACAAGUUAAGAAAUUCGUAAACAAACCUUUGGCUUUUAUUUGUUAUGAAACGAGGAUACCCUGAUUCUCCUUCAAGCUCUGGUCCUCCCUCUUCUUCCAGAUUCAAAUCUAAUCCCGAAGGUGAUUCUCAGUUUCUGGAAGAUGAGACCACUAAGAAUUUUGCUCGGAAAGUUGCUGAUCAUUACAGUCGGAGAACUAACCAAACAUUGGAAGAGCGAGAAGCUAGUCCUAUCAUUCAUUUGAAGAAACUUAACAACUGGAUUAAAAGUGUGUUGAUCCAGCUUUAUGCUCGUCCUGACGAUGCUGUCCUCGAUCUUGCCUGUGGAAAGGGUGGUGAUUUGAUCAAGUGGGACAAAGCGAGGAUCGGGUACUAUGUUGGGAUCGAUAUUGCUGAAGGGUCGAUUGAAGAUUGCCGCACGCGUUAUAAUGGUGAUGCAGACCAUCAUCAGCGGCGUAAAAAGUUCAGUUUUCCGUCCCGUUUACUAUGUGGGGAUUGUUUUGAGGUAGAGCUAGACAAGAUUCUUGAAGAGGAUGCCCCUUUUGAUAUAUGCAGUUGUCAGUUUGCUAUGCAUUACUCAUGGACUACUGAGGCACGAGCACGACGAGCUUUGGCAAAUGUUUCAGCUUUACUCCGUCCUGGAGGUGUCUUUAUCGGAACAAUGCCAGAUGCCAAUGUUAUUAUAAAAAAACUCAGAGAAGCUGAAGGUUUGGAGAUUGGUAAUAGUGUAUACUGGAUUCGUUUUGGUGCAGAGUAUUCCCAAAAGAAAUUCAAAUCUAGCAGCCCCUUUGGUAUCGAAUACGUGUUUCAUCUUGAGGAUGCUGUUGAUUGCCCUGAAUGGAUUGUACCCUUUAACGUCUUCAAGUCUUUAGCAGAAGAGUAUGAUUUAGAGUUGGUAUUUGUGAAGAACUCCCACGAGUUUGUCCAUGAGUAUAUGAAAAAGCCAGAGUUUGUGGAACUCAUGAGAAGGCUUGGUGCUUUGGGUGAUGGUAACAAUGAUCAGAGCACAUUAUCAGCUGAUGAAUGGGAAGCUGCAUAUCUAUACCUCUCCUUUGUCUUGAGGAAGAGGGGAGAAUCAGAUGGAGCUCGAAGGAGUGGGCGGAGGAAGAAUGGGAAAAUGAACUUAUCAAAAGACGAUGUUUUGUAUAUCGAUAACUGAAGUGUGAGAGACUGUUCCAUUACAUACCAGUGUCUCAAGUCUCUGUUUUGGUCUCACUUUGUUCUCUUAUGCUGUAGGCCAUUUUGAAUUGAGAGAUUGGUUUACAUAAGAAAAAUCUGCCCCCUUCACAAAGAAAGAAGAUGACAAGAAGCCUAAUAAUACGAAUAGUUGUUGGAACACUUGUGUUUUCAAGUGUGUAGGCUUUUAAUAUACCAUCAGGAUGAUGAACAUGAUAACCAUCAUGGCAUUAUUCAUGACUUGUAUUAUGAUGUAUUUGCAGCGUACUUUUGUUUACAAAGGUCGAUGGCUUUUUAUUUGUAUUACUAUACACUGAGAUUAUAUUCACUGUGAACUUGACGAAAUUGAGAAAGAUUCAAGUUUUUGUUAUGUUAUUCUGUUGC
This is a messenger RNA of Camelina sativa (false flax), 1781 nucleotides long. NCBI's taxonomy places the organism in Eukaryota, Viridiplantae, Streptophyta, Magnoliopsida, Brassicales, Brassicaceae. The record is from RefSeq and is a predicted model, not a curated record.